Messenger RNA from Vigna angularis (adzuki bean), 607 nucleotides. RefSeq names its product mitochondrial import inner membrane translocase subunit TIM10. The transcript is spliced from 6 exons. Gene Ontology annotation, biological process: protein insertion into mitochondrial inner membrane. Gene Ontology annotation, cellular component: mitochondrial inner membrane. The record is from RefSeq and is a predicted model, not a curated record. NCBI's taxonomy places the organism in Eukaryota, Viridiplantae, Streptophyta, Magnoliopsida, Fabales, Fabaceae. The coding region runs from base 152 to 406 and encodes 84 amino acids.
UUCUCUCUCUCUCUCUCACGCACACUUUUCAUGCUCUUUUAUUUUAUUUUUAGCCUCUUUUCCUUGUUUCUCAACUCAAAUUUCUCGAAAUUUUCCUACAAAGUUAGAAGAUUUGGGAUUGAAGACCGAAUCGUUCUAUUGUGUUACUACAAUGGCUGCGAAUAGCUCACCUUCUGCCUUUGAAAAAGAGCAGAUAUUUGGAAUGGCUGAAAAGGAGAUGGAAUAUAGGGUCGAAUUAUUCAACAAGAUGACCCAGACCUGUUUCAAAAAGUGUGUUGACGAAAGGUACAAGGAGUCUGAGCUAAAUAUGGGUGAAAAUAGUUGCAUUGACCGCUGUGUUUCUAAAUACUGGCAAGUGAAUAAUCUAAUUGGUCAACUGCUUGGUUCUGGGAAGCCUCCGAUGUAAUCCAAGUCUAUUGUGUUUUCUUUUGCGGUUAGCAACCUGCGACUGAGCUACAUGUAUGACAUUAAUUAGGAAACAUGCAAGGUUUUUAUUUUUGUCCAUGACUAUUUUUUGGUCAGUCUGUUCUGUUAAGAAAAGGAUUGAUUGGCUUUUGAGUUAUAGCCAUUGGUGAACAAUAUAAAUAAUUUUGGUUAAUUUAGUUCA